Pyrus x bretschneideri (Chinese white pear) is the source of this 1316-nucleotide messenger RNA. RefSeq lists its product as uncharacterized. NCBI's taxonomy places the organism in Eukaryota, Viridiplantae, Streptophyta, Magnoliopsida, Rosales, Rosaceae. The record is from RefSeq and is a predicted model, not a curated record. The coding region runs from base 178 to 1125 and encodes 315 amino acids. The transcript has 3 exons.
CUUUUCGUUGCCAAUCCAACACCCCAAAAAGGAAAAGAAACCUCAUUUCCCUUUGGUCACGGUCAGGGUAUGGCUUACUCUAUUUAGAUUUUGGGUUAGGGUUUGUUAAUUUGAUACUGUUCUAUUGAGUUUCUAUCAUUUCCUCCGGUUCCGAAUACCCGCCAAUCAAUUCCCGCCAUGGACGGAGGACGAGGAGAAGUUGGUGAGUUGCAGGACUGGGAGGUGCUAAACAGCUCGGACCCUACCCUGGUUAACUCAGACGACUCGAUUGAUAGCCCUAGGAGCUUCGAGGGAAUCGAUGUGCACGCCGAAGGUAUGAUCAGGCCUGAUUACUUCUCCCUGGAUAAUCAUGGGAAGUUGGGGUAUGGUAAGGCGGUGAUUGAUGUCAGCGAAGACGGUUCGGUUGAGUCCGACAACCCCAGUUGGAUUGAGCCGGGUUCCGUGACUCAGUAUGGUGGAAAAGAAUCGGGUGGGUUUUGGUCCGAUUCGGCAAGUGAUCGGUCCGAUGACCGAAAAAGUUAUGAUUUUGAGGGGAAAAAAGAAUUGGGUUUUGUGGAGACAUUGAAGAAAUUGGGGAAAACGGAAGUCUUGAUAAGGAUUUGGGUAAGUUCUGGUCUGAUUCAGGCGGCGACAGUCUGGUUUCUGCUGAAAUAUGAGAAGGUUGCGAUGGAAAGCGAGAUAGGCUUUAGUGGCUUGGAAUGUGCAAUUAACUUGGAGAAUGAGCCAGAAGAAGGACAAUCGGUUGAGAGUCGAAGUAGUGCAGUUGAAGAGGAGAAAUCAGAGGCGAAAUCCGGUGAAGAGGUAGUGAAGAGGACAAUCCUGUGGUGGAAGGUCCCAUUUGAGGUCUUGAAGUAUUGUGUUUUCAGGGUAAGCCCUGUUUGGUCCUUGUCUGUGGCUGCAGCGGUAAUGGGUUUAGUGCUCUUGGGGCGGAGAUUGCACAAGAUGAAGCGAAAGAGCCAAAGCUUGCAGCUCAAGGUUACUCUGGAUGAUAAGAAGGUUUCUCAGUUCAUGAGCCGUGCUGUGCGUCUCAAUGAAGCAUUUUCAGUGGUGAAGCGAGUUCCUAUAAUGCGACCUUCGCUGCCAGCAGCUGGAAUAAAUCCAUGGCCUGUAAUGGGUUUGAGAUAGAAAAAUUCUUCCUGUGAAGUAUAUAGAAAAAGAAAGUACUUUGUCCAUGACCGUGCUAAAAGUACUACGUUGUUUUGGCUUGGUUUGUAUCAAAACGAUUGUGGCUGUUAUGUAUUUACUAUAAAGUUAAGAAUUAUCUGUAAAAUGCAGACAAAGAUUUCCACUCGGUAUCGAUCGUUACUCUUCGUUUC